This is a messenger RNA of Prunus mume (Japanese apricot), 1200 nucleotides long. The record is from RefSeq and is a predicted model, not a curated record. Lineage: Eukaryota; Viridiplantae; Streptophyta; Magnoliopsida; Rosales; Rosaceae.
AUGACACCCAGCAGCAGCAACAACAACAGCGGUUUGCUACAGCAGAGCGAGGGAAGGUCGCCGCAGGAAUUGAGCUGCGGCGGAGGAGGUGGUGGUGACGUGGUGGAGGGCAGCAAGGGUCUGAAGAAAGGUCCAUGGACCGCGGUGGAGGACCAGAUUUUGAUGGAGUAUGUGAGGAAACACGGCGAGGGCAAUUGGAACGCGGUGCAGAGGAACUCUGGCCUCAAUCGCUGCGGCAAGAGCUGCAGGCUCCGUUGGGCCAAUCAUCUCCGUCCCAACUUGAAGAAAGGUGCCUUCUCUCCUGAUGAAGAGAGGCUCAUUCUUGAGCUGCACGCCAAGUAUGGCAACAAAUGGGCUCGCAUGGCUUCUCAGUUACCUGGGCGAACAGACAACGAAAUAAAGAACUACUGGAACACGAGGGUGAAGAGGAGGCAACGCCAAGGCCUACCGCUAUAUCCCAAUGACAUUAAACAAUCCCAACAAUCCCAUUCCCAUUCCCGAUCCCUACCCACAACCACAAUCCAAAACCCUUUCCAAUCCACCACCAAUUGCACAACCCCAACUUUUUCCUUCCAAAUCCAAAGCCCAAUCCAAGCCCAUCAUCUGCACUCACUCUCUCCCACUCCACCAUCUCUCUCUCCUCUCUCCUCCCCACACCAUCCCAAGUCCACUACUCUCACUUCCCUCCCUCUCUUUGAUCCCAGCAACCCCACCACCACCUCUUCCUUCUCCUCCUUCACCUUCCACCGUCCCGCCCCCAUCCUCGGAGCCCCGGUACGCUACAAACGGUACCGUGACUCUGUCGGAUUCUCCCCCCCAGUCUCCCCAACCCCGCAAAGAAGUACUUCCAUUCUACGCGCCAAUUCAAUGCCUGACAUUGCCUCUUCUCACUUAACAAGCACCAAUUCAAUGCCUGAGAGUGCCGCCUUUCAGUUCCCGCGGACUUUGAACCCAUCUUUACCGCCAUUGCCAUCGUCGCGAACCCAGUUCGAGUACUCUGAGAGUUUCUUGUCAUCUACUGGCUCAGUUUACUCGGUCAAGUCGGAGCUCCCUUCAAGCCAAGUAUCCCAAACGCAGUCUGAGGUUACCAUUGAUACCAAGGUAAUCUCGGCAGCGGCAGCAGCAGCAUUAUCCGCCAGCCAGGCCCAUAGCAGUAAUGGGUUGUUGGAGGACUUAUUACAAGAAGCUGAGUUCAUUUGA